Molecule: messenger RNA, 1494 nt
Organism: Silurus meridionalis
Lineage: Eukaryota; Metazoa; Chordata; Actinopteri; Siluriformes; Siluridae
Exons: 4
Coding region: 118-1209 (363 amino acids)
Molecular function (GO): protein binding
Source: RefSeq, a predicted model, not a curated record
CACAAACACCUUGCAGUAUCCUGUGCACGCUGCUGCUAUACGAAACCGGGACAAACCAAGAUCAGGAACUCUGCAGACUAAAACUCAUCAUCUGGAAAGAAAGGAUUUAUCCACCCAAUGGACAUCAGGCCACUUCUCGUAAUCCUGUCUGUGUGUGGGCAAAUGCAGGCCAUGGCUAUAGACACUGAUUAUGGUGGCUUGCCUCUGCAGAUCGACCGAUUUCUAGGGGAGCCCACAGUUUUUACACUCAGGAAUCGAGUAGAUUCAAGCUGGUCGUGGAUGGUGAGCAACCAGAACUGUUCUGUGAAAUGCAACUGUGCAAUUCAGUGGCCCACAGCUUUGUAUUGUGACCACAAAGGCCUGGAACACUUUCCUGAAAGUCUUCCUUCCAGAACGCAAUACCUUUUCCUCCAGGGUAACAUAAUCACUGGCUUCAACUCUGAAGCCUUUGCCAAUACCACUAAUUUACGCUGGCUCAUUUUGGACCAAAACCAACUAAUCAGCGAAAGACUCAGUGGUAGGCCCCUGCUCAACCUGACCCAAUUAGUGAACCUCUUCAUGAACCAUAACAACUUGACUGAGGUGCCAGCAGGGCUGCCUAGUGGACUCAAGCAGCUAAGAAUGGCUUACAAUCAAAUUGAGAAAAUUGUCCCUGGGGCUUUUGAGGACCUACAGAAUCUAACAUUGCUUCUGCUUCAGGGUAAUCGCCUGAAAACUAUUGGAGAGACUGACUUCAAAGGCCUUUUACUCCUAAAUCUUUUGGACCUCAGUAAGAAUAUCCUGGACACCUUCCCCAUCCAUCUGCCUCCAUCUGUUCAGCAGCUAUACCUUUCACACAACACUCUUACAGGCAUGGCUGAGGACAGUCUCCAAGGCUUCAACAAACUCUGCUAUUUGCGUCUACGCAACAAUCGGCUGAAAAACGAUGGCUUGAGCCCUGGUGUCUUUAAUGUAACUUCUCUAGUGGAGCUGGACCUCUCCUUCAACCAACUAACUGAAAUCCCAAUCGUUCCCACCACCCUGCAAUACCUUUACCUAGAGGUUAAUCAUAUCAGAGAAUUUAAUGUAAGCAGUCUCUGUAGGACAGUGGGUCUUGCAUCAUAUUCACAUAUAAAGAUAUUGCGGCUGGAUGGCAAUAAGAUUAAGCGUCAUCAGCUACCUUCUGACUGGGGGUACUGUCUCCGAAUCCUUCAAAAUAUUUAUAUAUGACCUGUUCCGAUGACUUUCACCAUUUAAUCUGUACUAUAAUGCUGCAAGGCUGUACCAUACACCAGAAAUUUGACAUACAAUUUAGAAAAUAUGAUAUACAACAUGCUUUUAGACUAAAGGCAGGUAUUGUAAAUGAUUUCUAAUAUGCAUAUAAAUAAUAAAUAGGUUGCUCUUUCUUUUGCUUUUGUUUAACAGAAUUGCAUGAGAACUGCUCUAUCACUGUAUUUUGCCAGAAAUAUGAAGUGCACCACUUGGUUUCUGACCAAAUUAAAAAUCAUAUAUGCA